Messenger RNA from Lactuca sativa (garden lettuce), 1000 nucleotides. Its product is annotated as vacuolar iron transporter homolog 2. Gene Ontology annotation, biological process: intracellular manganese ion homeostasis. The record is from RefSeq and is a predicted model, not a curated record. Lineage: Eukaryota; Viridiplantae; Streptophyta; Magnoliopsida; Asterales; Asteraceae. Gene Ontology annotation, molecular function: manganese ion transmembrane transporter activity.
GAUAGACCAAAAUGUCAAACGGUUUUUCUAUUUACCAAUAUUGUAAAUUAUGGAAGAGUCAAAGGAUCAUUUUUGUAAUUAAAUUCUUCAAUGUUUUCCUUAUAAAUAGCUUACUUGUAGGCGUGUGUUACCCACACUCAAAUCCCCUUUGCUUCACUCAUCUAUAAUGACUACAAUCCCUGUAAAUAGCAUGGUGCACCACCAAACCACCCUUGAGCUCGAACCCAAGGACCUAUUCGACUACUCAAAACGGUCUCAAUGGCUACGAGCGGCGGUCCUGGGAGCCAACGAUGGCUUAGUCUCCACCGCAUCCCUAAUGAUGGGUGUUGGAGCCGUUAAACAAGAUAUCAGAGCCAUGAUCUUGACCGGCUUUGCUGGCUUAGUAGCCGGAGCUUGCAGUAUGGCAAUUGGAGAAUUUGUAUCUGUUUAUUCACAACUUGAUAUAGAAGUCGCUCAGUUGAAAAGAGAUUUCAAUAGAAGAGAUAUUGAGGUAGCUGAAACCGAUGGCUUGCCAAACCCUUGGCAAGCCGCCGCUGCAUCAGCUCUAGCUUUUUCUUUGGGUGCUAUGGUGCCUUUAUUAGCUGCUUCAUUUAUCAAGCCUUAUAAGGUGAGGAUUUUGGUCAUGGCGGGGGCAGUGACAGCGGCAUUGGCUGUUUUUGGGUGGUUAGGGGCGGCGUUGGGGCGGGCACCGGCGGUCAAGUCUACGAUUAGGGUGGUAGUUGGAGGGUGGAUGGCUAUGGCUAUUACAUAUGGCUUAACAAGGUUAAUCGGUGCAAAGGGACUCCAUUGAAGUCUAUGGAGCAUUACUUGCAUCUUAUAUCAUGGUUUUUAUCCUUUAUUUAUGAAUACUUACAAAAUAUAUUAUUUGCACCUUUUAUUUUAAAUCAAGCUAUAUUUCUUUAAAAGAUAGGGGACCCUUAUGUAUGUAUAUAGAUACACAAAUGAAUGCGAUUAUUAACCAUGUGUUUUUAUUUAUAAACAACGUUUUCAUACUUGUCCA